This is a messenger RNA of Botrytis fragariae, 3666 nucleotides long. RefSeq names its product putative histidine kinase-group viii protein. Gene Ontology annotation, biological process: phosphorelay signal transduction system; regulation of DNA-templated transcription; detection of visible light. Bases 1 to 3666 code for a protein of 1221 amino acids. The transcript has 6 exons. Gene Ontology annotation, molecular function: phosphorelay sensor kinase activity; protein binding. The record is from RefSeq and is a predicted model, not a curated record. Lineage: Eukaryota; Fungi; Ascomycota; Leotiomycetes; Helotiales; Sclerotiniaceae.
AUGUUCAACAUAGAUACAACAACUUCCAAGUCGGUGGUUUACCCAUCGGUUGAAGAGUUUCAAGUCGAACGGAUAUUUCCCAUUCGAAAUCUUGUCAAUGGAAGAAAUUUCAAUGCAGAAUCAACCUCGCAGAAUACCGACGAUGUUUCUUCAUCGAAUUCAAGCUGUCGAGAUCCUCAUUUCGCUCAAGAGCCUUACGACAAAGAUGACAUUUUGAAUGACAGCCAUUCCGAUGGCUCUAGCGAAACGAACUUCUUGCCACCACCUUACCCACCAAUACCUCCCGAUGACCAAAUUCGCAGAUUACCUGAAAAUUCAAUACAUGACCAUUCAACAGAAAUUGGCGGUGGUGAAGGCCCAUUCGAGAAUGAAGAUAGGAAGAUAUCGCAACGUUCACAAUUGAUCCCUUCGAAAUCGGGUCCUCCAGGCAUAGCCCCCGGCGAACCUGUGAGCACUGAGGAGCGGACAUUUUUCAAAUGUGAAGAUGAACCUAUACAUAUUCCAGGAGCAAUUCAACAGUAUGGUGCAUUGCUAGCCUUGAGAUACAAUGAUCAGGGAGAUCUCAUGGUUCGGAUUGCCAGCGAGAAUGCGUUCAAAAUAUUGAAAUAUACUCCAGAACAACUCUUCUCGUUAAAUUCUUUCCUUGACCUUCUUGGCGUUGACGUUCGCGAAGACUUUAUCGCACGAGUGGAUCAUGCUCUUCGGGCUGUCACCAAAAACCCAUCUUCCGAUACAAAGCUGGAUAUCUUCUCCAUGUCAGUUGUUGCACACACAGGAUUGGUGAAUCUUUGGUGUGCGAUUCAUAUAUCUAAAGGCACAGAUGAUUUGAUCAUCUGUGAAUUUGAACCGUUUUCUGAUGAAAUGUUUUUUUCUGAUGAACCUCAUAAUACCACGAACGAUUUACCCAAGUUGCCGACACGAACUAUCGACAAUGAAACAGUACUUGGAGAGCGACUGAAAAGUAUCUCCAGUGGAAGCCAACCUCUUCGCGUCUUGCAGAUUGCAAAACGAAAAGGCAGACAUGCUGUUGGUUCUCUGGAAGUAUUUAAUGCUAUGACACAAGCACAAGAACAACUUGCUGCGUGUACUUCGGUUCAAAAGCUUCAAGACGUCUUGGUGGGCCUCAUAUUUGACUUGACGGGCUUUCACCGAGUCAUGUUCUAUCGAUUCGAUUCCACCAAAAAUGGAUGUGUGGAGGCUGAGUUACUCAAUCCCAAAGCCAGUGAUGAUAUAUUUAGAGGACUGCAUUUUCCAGCUUCGGAUAUCCCUAAGCAAGCUCGGGAAUUAUAUAAGAUUAACAGGAUCCGAAUGCUUCAUGACCGAGAUGAAGAGACCGCACGACUAGUCUGUCGUGAUCAGUCAGAUUUUGAAAAGCCCCUCGAUUUAACGCACGCUUAUUUACGCGCCAUGUCGCCACUUCAUCUGAAGUAUCUUUCGAAUAUGGGAGUACGGUCGACAAUGUCAGUUUCCAUUGUAAUUGAUGGCGAUCUCUGGGGACUUAUUGCAUGCCAUGGGUAUGGCAGUCAUGGCACCCGCGUAACUUUACCAAUGCGCGAACUUGCCAGAAAUAUUGGAGAGUGUGCCUCAACAAAUAUUGAGCGAUUGUUGAUGCAUCAACGUAUUGAAGCUCGCAAAGCACCACGUCAGAAUCCAGGAAAGACACCUUCUGGUUUUAUUGCGGCAUCUUCCGACGACUUAUUACGAGUAUUCGAUGCCGACUUUGGUCUUUUGAAUAUUCAGGAUGAAGCACGAGCUAUUGGAAAACUUCACCCCUAUCGCGAGGCAUUGGCGAUUCUUGCAUAUCUACAGUCUCGCCACUUUACCGAAAUUUUCUCCACGCACAAUAUCACAAGAGACUUGCCGAAGUUGAAAGAUUCUCCAGGAAUCAGCGCUGUAGCUGGAAUACUAGUCAUACCUCUUAGCACUGGAGGGAAUGAUUUCUUGGUCUUCUUCAGAAGAGGUCAACUUCGCGAAGUCAGAUGGGCGGGUAACCCUUAUGAAAAGAUCAAACCUGCAAAAGGGCAGUAUCUAGAGCCAAGAAGUAGUUUCAGUCGCUGGACACAGACUAUCAAAGGCACUUCUAAAGUAUGGAACGCUGAUGAUUUCGAGACUGCGUCUGUGCUAAGUCUUCUGUAUGGAAGGUUCAUUGAGAUCUGGCGACAGAAGGAAUCAACAGGACUCGAUCGAAUGACUCGCCUUCUAUUGAAAAAUACCAGUCAUGAAGUUCGCACACCUUUGAAUGCUGUUGUUAAUUAUCUCGAAAUGGCACUUGAAGACAAAAUCGAAGGUCCAACCCGCGAAUUGUUAGACAAAGCUCACAGAGCUUCAAGAUCCUUGGUUUAUGUUGUUGACGACCUCCUGAAGCUCACCAAAGCCGAAUCCGGCCCGGUAAAUUCCAUGAAAGAUGUUUUCGAUCUUUCAGCUACAGUUUCAGAAGUCAUGUCAGCCUUCCAAAAAGAAGCAGUCCGGAGGAAUCUAGAUUUGACCGUCACUAUUCAACAAGGUAUCCCGGAAAUGGUCAGGGGUGAUGCUACCCGAUUGCGACAGGUUAUUUCUAAUAUUGCAAGCAACGCAUUCCAAAACUCCGUGGCCGGUGGUGUCAAAAUCGAUAUCAAACCCAUACAGGUAUGGCCAGCCAGCACUGUUAUUUCUCUCACUGUUCAAGAUGUGGGAAUUGGAAUGUCGGAGUCACAGCUUGAUGAACUGUUCCAAGAGUUUGAGCAAAUAUUGGAUGAGACUGAUGGCUCUACAAUUAAAAAGUCGGCACAACCACUAGGUGAUGUGAGAGAGACACUUGGUAUCGGCCUUGCUGUAGUUGCGCGAUACGUUCGUAACUCCAAUGGUCAAAUUCGAGUACAUAGUGAGGUAGGUAAAGGGACUAUAUUCGGUAUUGAGUUACCUUUUGAACAUGCACCAGCUGCAUCGAGUGCUCAAGAAAUUCCAAUCAGUAGUACUGCUAGACAGAUUCGUCCACUUUCAGAUUCUGGAAGCAAUUACGAUGAGAGUGAGAGAAUGAACUCUAGUCAUACGAUGUCGACUUUUGGAAGCACUCCGUUAGCUACACCGAUCGAAGAGGGUUCAUCUCUUACUACAUCAUUUUUCGAUCUCGCAAUGCAUUCGAAAGAAGAAUUUAUCGAGCCACCAUCCAUGCGCCGAAGAUCGAGCCUACCUUUCUUAACUAUGAUCGAUCUUAUGUCAACAAAAAAGUCGCUUUCGAUUCUAAUCGCAGAGGACAAUCCUAUCAACUCAAAGCUUCUGUAUAAAAGACUCAGCAAACUUUUACAUAAACCUGAAGUUACAUCUGAAGGGCAAUCAUGUUACGAUUACUACACGUCUGGAAACAAUGAUGUCGAUGUCAUCUUGAUGGACUUACAAAUGCCACUUGUUGAUGGUACGAAGGCGACGAGAAUGAUACGCAAAUUCGAGAGGGACAAUCUCAGAUUACAUCAAAUCAGGAGGAGAGUUCCUAUUAUUGCUGCUUCAGCCUCACUUACAGAGGAACAACGAUUUGAUUAUAUCGAAGCGGGCUUCGAUGGCUGGAUAAUGAAACCUAUCAAUUUUAGCCGGCUAGACUUUCUCCUACAAGGAUUAAAUAACCCUCAGCUCAAACAACGGGCUCUGUACAUUCCAGGGAUGUGGGAAUUGGGUGGAUGGUUUUUCGCUUGA